Messenger RNA from Triticum turgidum subsp. durum (durum wheat), 447 nucleotides. Lineage: Eukaryota; Viridiplantae; Streptophyta; Magnoliopsida; Poales; Poaceae. The record is from the annotation of a GenBank genome assembly.
AUGGAGAAGGUGAUGAUGAGCAGGAAGCCGGGCGACUGGAGUUGCAGGUCGUGCCAGUACCUCAACUUCUGCAAACGGGACGCUUGCCAGCGGUGCGGCGAGGCUAAGCUGGGCGCCGAGCGGCCGGACUACGCGGCCAUGGGCGGCAGCUGGGAAGUCAAGCCCGGCGAUUGGUACUGCGGCUGCUGCGGCGUCAACAACUACGCCAAUCGCGCCAGCUGCUUCAAGUGCAGCGCCGCAAAGACAGACUCCGCUGCCGUGGCGCACAACUGGGGGUUCAACGCCGCCGGCCAGGCCGGCUGGAAGGCCGGCGACUGGAUCUGCCCCAGGUUCGUCUGCCUCCGGCCCCCUAUCUACGUAGCUAAUCGACUGGAUUGUAACGUGCAAAACUACGCCAACAGAACCGAGUGCUUCCGCUGCAAUGCGCCCAAAUCAUACUAUGGUUAA